Glycine soja is the source of this 1226-nucleotide messenger RNA. RefSeq lists its product as uncharacterized. The transcript has 4 exons. The coding region runs from base 87 to 1001 and encodes 304 amino acids. Lineage: Eukaryota; Viridiplantae; Streptophyta; Magnoliopsida; Fabales; Fabaceae. The record is from RefSeq and is a predicted model, not a curated record.
UCCUUAGAAAUAUUAAAAAAAAAAUCUAACUCAAACCCCAAAAUAAACAACCAUAGUCCGAAACUUGGAUAUCGUAUCGAGGAGCUAUGCCUAUGGUCUCCCAGGAAGAAACCUUAGUGGAAGCGGCGCUCCGAGUUCUGAACACCGCCGACCCGUUCGAGAAGGCGCGACUCGGCGACUCGGUGGCUUCGCGGUGGCUCAAUGGCGACAUAGCAGAACCCUACGACCCUUCCGGCUCCGAUCUCACGCUCCCUGAUCGCCCCGCAAGACUAUCCUCUGUGAAGUUGGUGGCGCCGAGCUUGAUGCCGAAGCUGGGUAGAGCGGGCAGCUUGCAGAGCAGGAUAGCCAUUGUUCAUAGCCUCACUCACACUGAAAGCUGGGCCAUUGACUUGUCUUGGGAUAUAAUAGCACGUUUUGGCAAGCAAGAGUCAAUGCCUAGAGAGUUCUUUACAGAUUUUGUGAAGGUGGCACAGGAUGAAGGGCGACACUUCAGUCUUCUUGCUGCACGGCUUGAGGAGCUUGGUUCUUAUUAUGGAGCAUUACCAGCUCAUGAUGGCCUUUGGGAUUCUGCCACUGCUACUUCCAAGGAUUUACUAGCACGAUUAGCUGUUGAACACUGUGUCCACGAGGCCAGAGGACUUGAUGUGGUGCCUACAACAAUCUUACGAUUCCGCAACAACGGUGAUAACACUACGGCAGAUUUACUAGAAAGUGUAGUUUAUCCAGAAGAGAUUACUCAUUGUGCUGCUGGAGUGAAGUGGUUCAAGUAUCUAUGUGAGAGGUCUAGAAAUCCAGCCUCAGAGCAAGAAGAAGAAAGUGGAAGUGGAAGUAGAACAGAGGAGCAUGAAGCGAUAGCAAAGUUUCAUGCAAUAGUGAGGGCAUAUUUUAGAGGACCUUUAAAACCACCGUUUAAUGAGGCAGCCAGAAAAGAAGCUGGAUUUGGUCCUCAGUGGUAUGAACCGCUUGCAGUUAAAGAGGUUAAUAGUAUACCCAAUUACUAACUUAUGUCCUUAAUUUAAGUAGCAGUUUUUUACUCCAUACUUGAGCUGCUGUAACACAGAAUAGAAGUUUUGAGCCUUUCAUGUUUCAAAGUUUUUGUUUUUUCUUCUCUUUUUCGAAAGACCUUUGUUGCUGGCCGAAAGCAUAAAGAUAAGGUCAACAACUUAUAUGAAUUUUAAACCAUACGUUGAUCAGAAAAAGAUUGAGAAAGAAAAAACAAUUUUAAA